Molecule: messenger RNA, 625 nt
Organism: Striga asiatica
Lineage: Eukaryota; Viridiplantae; Streptophyta; Magnoliopsida; Lamiales; Orobanchaceae
Source: the annotation of a GenBank genome assembly
AUGCGGUUUCCGGUGGCGGCUUUGAUUGGAGAGGGUAAGGGACAAGAUGCGAUUUUCUGGCGGGCGGAGUGGCCCCUGACGAGCGCCAUGUGCGGCGAUGGAGUUGCGGCCGCCGGAGAAGUCGGGGAAUGGCGGAGCCGGGUUGGGUUGGACGGCGGUCAACGGUGUUGGAUGGUACUAUGUGUAUUUGUGUUUGUGUGUGCGGGGAGAGAGGCGGAGUUGGUGGAGGUUCGCCUGGCACUUCAGUCGUUCUCGUCGCGGAGGGUGGCGGAGGUGGUCGGCGGAACAGUGAAGACGGCGAUUGUCGGUGGUUGGAUGAGUGCGGCGGCGGUAGGUGGUGGCCGGCGGAGGGGACGGGCCGUGCCUUUGUGUGUGUACAGUGUCGUCGGUGUAGUGUGUGUGAGUGUGUGCGCAGGGUAGUAUGUGUGAGUGUGUGAGAGAAAGAUGGAAAAUGUGGGGCGUCACGUGUGUGCGUGUGCUUGUGAGAGAGCUGGUAGGUGUGUACAGUGGGGCCUGGUAGUUGACAAAAUGUCUAAAAUAUCCUUAAUUAAGAUAUGAUAUUGGCUUUUUAUUUAAUCAUUAGAUCGGACCGAUCUAAUGGCUCCGAUUAAUUCUUAUUUGUCUC